Molecule: messenger RNA, 1241 nt
Organism: Salvelinus namaycush (lake trout)
Lineage: Eukaryota; Metazoa; Chordata; Actinopteri; Salmoniformes; Salmonidae
Product: leucine zipper transcription factor-like protein 1
Exons: 10
Coding region: 197-1093 (298 amino acids)
Biological process (GO): negative regulation of protein localization to cilium
Cellular component (GO): cytoplasm
Source: RefSeq, a predicted model, not a curated record
GCUCCAUGGUUACCAACGCAAUGACGCUUUUCCGUAUCCAAGACAUCUCUAGAGCUGAAGAGGCGAGCUAGCUGAUAUAUUUUCAGAUAUCACCAUCAAUAAACAUAGCUAGUUUAAAGCGUAGUGUAACUGCUCGUUUGUCUAGCCAGUUAACAUAAUAUUUAGCAGUAAAAGAGUAGGGUGUUUGGCGUCAACAAUGGCUGAGUUUGGUUUCAAUGAACACCAUCAGAAUGAGGCCAUCAACUACAUGCGCUUUGCACGCUCCAAGAGGAUCAUCAGACUCAAGACCAUUGACUCCUGCUUCGAGGACCUUAAAGACAGCAGGCUAGUGGAGGAGACAUUCACAGUGGACGAGGUGCGGGACAUGCUGGACGGGCUGCAGCUGGUUGUGCGAGGGGAGGUCGAGACAGAGCUCAUCAACACGGCCCACACCAACGUGCUGCUGCUUCGGCAGCUCUUCUCCCAGGCUGAAAAGUUCUACCUCCGUCUGCAGACUGACAUAUCGGAGCUGGAGAACAGAGAGUUGUUAGAGCAAGUGGCUGAGUUUGAGAAUACUGAGUUUAAAAACCCAAAUAAGACUAACCAAGAAAUUAGCAAGCCCAAGUUAGCACCGCUGAAUGAAGGUGGGGUAUCUGAACUUCUCAACAAGGAGAUAUCAAGGCUACAAGAGGAAAAUAAUAAGCUCAAAGGCAGGCUCCGGACUUUGGAAACCCAGGCCAUGGGUGCGUUGGAUGAGAAGACCAGGGCGGAGAGGGCUCUCAAAGACUUGCAGAAGGUCAAGGGGGAACAGCAAAUGACCACCCGUUCUCAGGAGAUCACUAGUCUGGAGGACACGGUGGCAGCACUGCAGGAAGACUACCAGAAGUCCCUGAGUGUCAACGCUGCCUCCCAAAGAGACCUGCAGGACAACCUGGUGUCUGCCAAACAUGACCUGCUCAGGGUACAGGAACAACUGUCCCUGGCAGAGAAGGAGCUGGACCGGAAGUUCCAACAGACUUCUGCCUACCGCAACAUGAAGGAGAUCCUCACCAAGAAAAAUGAGCAGAUCAAGGACAUCAGGAAACGGCUUUCAAAAUACGAGUCUGAUGAAUGAACCCUUUGCAUCACACAACAAGACACAAAAUGGAGGUUAAAAUACACGACAAGAGGGUAGAAAUGGCCCAAAACCUUGGACUGUCACUCUGGAGAAGGUUUUUGCCCAUUUAUCAUUUAUUCUACCCCACUGCAGGAGGAGGUGCUUU